AUGGUAUCCCAUACACAAACUAUUGGAGCACCAGACAUCACAUGGGGCACACUUCAAAGCCCUGACAACAGCACAGCUUCAGUGCUUGUGCCCAACAUUCAGCAACAGCAACGUCCACAAAGUGUAUCAGGUAAUGAAUAUACCAAUAACUCAAUGCGGAUUAGCAUUGGUGGUUCUAAUCCUACCUCUUGCUCUCCUUCAGUAUCCAUGGCUCAAGCCAUGUCACCAUUUCCACUGCAGAUAUUGCAGCAAUCCAACCAUACAAAGGAACUGCGGCGCUUGGUGCAGCCUACUCAGAAUCAAACAGUGCCUCCUGCACAUUCUGUCACCCCAGCAAAGCGGCCCCAACAGGAAUCAUUUGAUCUCCCCCCUCCAGGGGAUAAUCAACUUCAAACAGCAGUAUCCACCACUGGUGAUAGUCAUUCUGAGGCUAUUCAGACCCCGUUACACACUCAGCCUCCAACUCCUAGCAGUAACCAAUAUGUGACACCCUCCAGGUCCUCUAAAUGUGCUAGACCACCGCCUGGAUCUCCUGUCUGGAAUUAUCCUUUUGGUGAGAGGGUGAGCACUACUGAAACACGUUGGGAGACUGGGAGAGCCAAAGUCCAUAAGCAACCUAAUAUUCUUUGUAACAAGGAUAUUCAUCUGCUCCAACUUCAAAACUUACUUUCUGGUGUUCCUGAUCUUUCAGAAAGUUCUGGAGGUGUCACAGUAGAUGGGUUGCUUUUAGACCCUGAUUACACCUUAUAUCUCCAGGUCUAUGCUACAUGUUUGAUGCAUGCUAUCUAUCGACCUUUUGACACCUCCCAAACAAUCAUGAUCCUUGAACCUACACCAGUUGAUUGGUCGUACUGGGGAACAAUCACAACAUCAGGUCAACCCCCUCCAACCCAUUUGAUUGGACUCUGCUCCAUAUUACUCCAACCUGAUGAUAUUGAAGAAACAGUACUCUUGGUCUGGGGAACAUGUGAACUAGUGGAUGAUCUGACCCUGGACAUUGAACUAACAUACUAUGACAAUUGUGCAAGGAUCCCAUCAAGUACUUUUGUGGAGGAAGUAAACAACUGGGUGUGGACUGUUGUGGAAAAUAACCUGCCAUGUGGUUACAACAUGGGCCAAAGGGUUCUCUGGGGUGCAAAGUGGUCUGAGGACUAUCAUACAUUCUCUGAGAUAGAGCUUGAUAUGGUAUUUUGCCAGAUUAUCUCUGCAGUGGUGUAUGACAUGCCAUUUCAUCCUCAGAUUUUAGCAGAUGGUCCGCCACUGAUGCCAAGAUGGCCAUAUGAGAUGACACAAGCACAGAUUCAAACCCUGCUUGGUCAACAAGUGGAUGGCAGUCUUAGCUACAAGGCCCUUGUCAGUGAGAAUGACUUUGUACCAGAGCGCAUUUAUCUUCACAGCUACCCGUUUGAAGCUGAGAUUUUGCCAAUGCAUGACACGCUGGAAGGGUAUGGGUUUGAGGAGCAAGAGGAAGUAGAGGAAGUUCCAAGCGUACCAAUGGAGGACAUAUUCACACGGCAUGACUCCCUCAAUUCAUCCAAGAAAACUAAUUUUACUAAUUUUACUCUUCUUAGAACUGAAGCCUGGAUUGAACAAAAAGCUGCUUUAGAAGCAACAGGACAGCAGCACUACUACUUAAUGUUCUCCGACAAGUUAAGGUAUCAAACUGCCACACCAUCAAUUGCUUCUGAGUUCUCAGUCCAUGUAGUAGAGCCAGGUCCAAACAGAAGUGUUGUUAUGCAAAGGGAUUUGAUUGCCAAGACUCAUGAUUGCAUGCUAGCUCAUUGCAAGUACAGGCACACUGCACGCCUUGUGUAUUGGAAGCAACUACAAGAGUCCACCCCAGAUAUGGAUUGUAUCUCAUUUGUGACCACAAACCUCUGGUUAAGCUCCUUGAUGGCUGCACCAGAUUGUUGUAUUUUCUAUCUGGAUCCAAACCUGGUCACCACAAUCCUUGAGCUCUACUGGAACAACCCAUCUGAACUUGAUGGAAACAUCCCUGAACUUUUUGGUAGGCAAGAUCUUUGGGAUUGGAUGGGACCACUUGCCCGUAUUUUGGCCAUUCUCAAGUUGGAUGAUUUGUGUGAACCUUCUCCAGGCAAACUCAGUUGGACACUUCUUGAGCUGGAAGUAGAGAAAGGGCGUGUUACAACAGUGGAUGUGGUUUUGGCCCCAUGCACCAACUUUAACAAGCCACAGUUCACUCAACUGCUUUUACAUCUGAUAGAGGCAUUGAACAAGAUCCUUCCUGCACGGCCACUGAUAACUAGGACCUCAAAAGUCAAACAACGGACUCACAGUCUCAUUUUGCCUCCUCCAUUCAACAAAGAAUCUAUUCUCUUGGUGAUGAUUGCCUAUUUGUGUGGCAAGAUGCUCAAUCAAGAAGUAGCUACUGUGGAUGUACAAACCAUGAGGCAAGGCCUAUGUUUCUACUUUGACUUGGCGCUUCGAAACCCAGAGGUGGAUUAUAGCUUUCCCUGGCCUGGUCUCACUGAUGAAGUUGGAAUGCUUUUGACUGAGUAUAACCAGACUGAUGUUGCACGCAAACGGUUCCACUUGGCUCACAACCAAGAGCCAUCUCCAAUUGAAAUGUUUUCUCGCAGGCGCUCUUAUGCUGCUACCGUAGCCACUCCAGGGCCAUCUGAACCUUUCUUUCUUGAACUUGCUCAAUCUCAUUCUUCCCAUGCUGAAGGAAUUCUCAUGCACACGUCAGGUCGUUCCAUUGAUGCAUUGGACAAAGCCAUCCUGUUGGGGCAGUACCCAUCCUUCAAUCCUUUGUUCAGCACCACUCUUGAUGGACCCAAUACCAUCUCUCCAGAAGAGUUAACAGAACUUGUCUAUUCCCUUGGAGGACCUGAAGACCCUUCCACUCAUAAUCUCCUAAUGACUGGAGAACAUGAAGACCAGAGCUUAGUUCUUGGUUGGGAGAAGAAUGCCAUAUACCCUCAGCCUGAGUGGCUUCUUACAGGAUAUGACCUUGACUCCUUGACCCUCACUUGCUCCAAAGUACCAGAAAUCCUGGAAGCUGGGAGCUACCACCCUUACCCCAACCAAGAUUUAUCCUUGAUUUACAACAAUGAAUUGACAGUGAAGAUUCAAGGCAAGCCAGUCAAGAUGCAUACAUGCCCCAACUUUUGCAUCAUGACGUUUGGUGCCAACAAUCAGUUCAGGUUAUUAGUAUUUUUCCCAAACUGCACCAAAAGGGUUGGGACACAUUGGCGCAACUUACCAAGGAUCAGUGAAAUGGAGGACUGGUAUCACACAUUCUUGACAGCACUCCGUUUCCUAAGAAGUCAAGUCCCAUAUCAUCUGCAGCAUGUUGUGGAGAAGACCAUUGAGGCCCUUCCAUCUACUUAUAACAUGGCCUCCAAUCAGGUUAAUCAGGGUGGAGGAACACAAUCCUUUCUUGGGCACCGUUUGGAACCUGUUAUUUUAAACUUGGUUUUCCCUAUGGUUCGUCAAAUUAUUGACAAUACACUUCAGCUUGCCAAAUAUUGCAAUUACUUCUUCCAUAUCUGUGGUAUCAACCUGAAGCUGGCAACCAUGAACAUACAUGGGCGUGAUGAUGAUGAUCCCCUCAAAUAUGCCCUGCGAAGUUAUGGCUUUAUUGAUUGGUUUGCUCAAAAUCCGCACGACAUUGUGGCCAAUAUUGGCUGGACUACCAAUGUGCAUCGACCAUCUAUGCCGGAAGAGUUGAAAAGAAGCACCAUGCUAUUCCGUUAUGCGGCUAUGCAAGAGCUUCUGCGUCCAGCCUACAAGACACCGCACUUUGAUAGGUACUGCACUUCAUUUUCUGUGGGCGGUGGACGUGCGCUGCCUUAUGCUGCUAUCAAGCAAGAUUCAGGUGUCUCCAAGGUUCAAUUCUAUCCCAAAGAUAUGGUUUUGACGUACCGUCAUUGCAACAAAUCUGUUGGGGCUAACUUUACAGUUUCUGAGGCACUGGGUGUAGGAAACCAGACCAAAUUUUCCUCUGCAAUGAAGGCCUUUCAAGAUGUUAUGCUGGAAGCCAACACUUACGGGCUGCGUUUUGAAGUGCGCCUAUCUGCAUGGGGAGCCAACCAGUUCAUGAAGAGGGAUCCUUGGGACAUUUUGGAUCAAAUGCUAGCAGCGGAAGCUAUUGCAAGUCAUCAUUCAUGUAUUUGCUAUCCAACUGAGAGUCUUGCACGUUUCAAGGCUAUGCUAAGCAAAGGCUGGUCUUCAAUUAUCCAACGGCAGCGUCAGCUAUCCACAGUUUCCCGGCGCUCACCUGAGGUGGUGUUGCUCACUUCAGUUCUUGCUUAUUGGCUGAGAAGUCUAGUCAAGCGCCCUGAUGAGCAGAGUGCUACAAAACAAAUGGUGGACAAUUUACAGCUUACUGAAACAGCCAAAAACCAAGGAUUUCCUUUCUUACGCUCUGAGGCUCUGGACCCCAAUGGGCUACAAGUGUCCUAUGUUGUCAACCCAAACACCUUUAGGAUCAUUGAGCUAUCCAAGCUCAUUGUACCAAUUAAACCCAGGAAAGGCACAACAUCAGUCCCCCGCAUUACCUCUGGGCCUGCAUUACUUCAAUCACCACCUCCAUCUCCAAGAAAUGGCAAAGGUCCAAAUUCCAUAUGGCCUAUUGAGUCAGAUUGGUUUGUUAAGAACCUUAUCAACAAUGCUCUACCUCAUGUUCUCUGGAGUUUAUUUCCUCAAGAUUGCUUGAUUGAUCAUGGGAGAGCAAGCAAACUCCGGAAAUGCGCGUUCAAGAAGCAACACUGGACCCAGAUUGUUGAUGUGAUGACAACUACAAAGUCUGUUCCCUUGAAGUUCAGCGACUCUCUUGAUUGGCUGUUUCCGCAAAAUUGGGAAUCCACUGCAACGGGAGGUCAAUGGGGAACGUACAACAAAGACUUCUUGCAAAGAAUCAGGGACCACGUUCAGACAAAGCCUGUCAAGAUACGGUCAGCUUACUCUACGGGGCUGAGAAGAAGAAUUUGCAUUUUAAUUAUGCAGGAUUGGGAUUACCUUCCUCAUAUGCAGUCUCAUAAAGUAUUGGCCUUUGAAGUUGGGCCAGGAGGCCAUCGCAUGUAUUGCAUUUGUCCUUUGUAA
Molecule: messenger RNA, 5067 nt
Organism: Rhizoctonia solani
Lineage: Eukaryota; Fungi; Basidiomycota; Agaricomycetes; Cantharellales; Ceratobasidiaceae
Exons: 12
Coding region: 1-5067 (1688 amino acids)
Source: RefSeq, a predicted model, not a curated record